Lodderomyces parapsilosis is the source of this 1680-nucleotide messenger RNA. It is a transcript of the gene SRP54, whose product is annotated as RNA-binding signal recognition particle subunit. Lineage: Eukaryota; Fungi; Ascomycota; Pichiomycetes; Serinales; Debaryomycetaceae. The coding region runs from base 1 to 1680 and encodes 559 amino acids. Gene Ontology annotation, biological process: SRP-dependent cotranslational protein targeting to membrane; SRP-dependent cotranslational protein targeting to membrane, translocation. Gene Ontology annotation, molecular function: 7S RNA binding; endoplasmic reticulum signal sequence receptor activity; ATP hydrolysis activity. Gene Ontology annotation, cellular component: signal recognition particle, endoplasmic reticulum targeting; cytosol. The record is from RefSeq and is a predicted model, not a curated record. The transcript has a single exon.
AUGGUUUUAGCAGACUUGGGAGAAAGACUCAGAGGCGCUCUCUCUUCUGUUGAAAAAGGUUCAGAUGAUGAAAUUCAGCAAAUGAUUAAAGACAUCUGCUCUGCUUUGUUAGAGUCAGAUAUCAAUGUUAAACUUGUCGCCAAAUUGAGAGGCAAUAUACGGGAUAAGAUCGAGGAAGGGAACGUAUUGAAAGAAACAUCAUCUCAAAAUAGGAGAAAGAAGUUGCAGAAAAUCAUAUAUGACGAAUUGUGUGCUCUAGUUGAUUCACACGUUGAGCCACCAAAACCAAAGAAGCUUUCCGCAACCACCAAAACCAUUAAUGGGAAGAAAGUAAGGGUUUCCAAAGAGUCGAGUCAUGUAAUCAUGUUUGUUGGGUUACAAGGUGCUGGUAAAACCACCUCGUGUACGAAAUUAGCAGUUUACUACAAAAAGAGGGGAUUCAAAGUUGGGUUGGUGUGUGCUGAUACUUUCAGAGCCGGUGCUUUUGAUCAAUUGAAACAAAAUGCUAUAAAAGCUAAUAUACCCUACUAUGGAUCGUACUUGGAACCUGACCCGGUGAAAAUUGCAGCCGAGGGUGUACAAAAGUUUAAGCAGGAGAAGUUUGACAUUAUUAUUGUGGAUACUUCAGGAAGACACAGACAAGAGGAACAAUUGUUUACUGAAAUGGUGCAGAUUGGUGAGGCUAUUCAUCCUAGUCAGACCAUAAUGGUGAUGGAUGGGUCUAUUGGUCAAGCAGCUGAGUCGCAAGCUCGUGCUUUCAAGGAAAGCUCUGAUUUCGGAUCUAUAAUCUUGACGAAAAUGGACGGACAUGCCAAAGGUGGUGGUGCCAUUUCUGCGGUCGCUGCAACAAAGACUCCCAUUGUAUUUAUUGGUACUGGUGAGCACAUCGGUGAUUUGGAGGUAUUCAAGCCGACGACGUUCAUUUCCAAAUUGUUGGGUAUUGGUGAUAUCCAAUCACUCAUUGAACAUGUACAAUCCUUAAACUUGCACCAAGAUGAGGGCCACAAACAAACAAUUGAAAAUAUCAAGGAAGGGAAAUUUACUUUGAAAGAUUUUCAAAACCAAAUGAACAAUUUCAUGAAGAUGGGACCACUAACGAAUAUUGCAUCAAUGAUACCAGGAAUGUCGGGCCUUAUGUCACAAGUUGGCGAAGAGGAAACAUCGAACAAAAUUAGAAACAUGAUUUUUAUUAUGGAUUCAAUGACUACAAAGGAGUUGGAAAGUGAUGGUAGAAUGUUCAUCAAAGAGCCCAGCAGAAUCGUAAGGAUAGCUAGAGGUUCGGGAUGUAGUGUAGUGGAGGUUGAAAUGAUUUUGCAACAACAUAGAAUGAUGUCAUCGAUGGCAAAGUCAGCAAUAGCAGCUCAAGCUCAAGGCGGACAACCUGGCGGUCCGUUUGCAGGCAAUUCUCAAAUGCAGAGAAUGAUGCAGAAUGCACAAUCAAAUCCAAACUUUAUGCAACAAGCAAUGAGUAUGUUAGGUGGUGGUGCCGGUGCCGGUGGUGGUGCGGGUGGCGGGCCGGGUGGAUUAGCUGGAAUGAUGAAUAAUCCAGCAAUGAUGCAACAAGCGCAACAGAUGAUGAGAAGUAAUCCGCAAAUGAUGCAACAAGCACAAGAGAUGAUGAAAAAUCCACAAAUGAUGCAAAGAAUGAUGCAACAGUUUGGUGGCAUGGGAGGAAUGUAA